GCGGCGGGGAGCGGCGCGGACGGCGGGACCGGAGUGAGCACCGGGACACCGGGGAGCAACGGAGCGAGCACCGGGAUCGCGGGGAGAACCGCAGAGAGCCCGGGCCAGAUUCCAGCACCAUGUCGGUCAGCAGCCACGAGAACCGCAAAUCCCGCUCGAGCUCCGGCUCCAUGAACAUCCAUCUCUUCCACAAACCGGGCCACGCCGACAGCCUCCUCACCCACCUCAACCUGCUCCGCAAGCGGCACCUCUUCACCGACGUGGUGUUGAGAGCCGGGAACCAGACCUUCCACUGCCACCGAGCCGUCCUGGCCUCCUGCAGCCGCUACUUCGAGGCCAUGUUCAGCGGGGGCCUGAAGGAGAGCAGAGACGCCGAAGUGAACUUCCACGAUUCCCUCCACCCCGAGGUGCUGGAGCUGCUGUUGGAUUACGCUUACUCGGCCCGGGUGCUGAUUAACGAGGAGAACGCCGAGUCCUUACUGGAGGCUGGGGACAUGUUGCAGUUUCAGGAUAUUCGGGACGCUUCGGCUGAUUUUUUGGAGAAGAAUCUCUACCCGGGGAACUGUCUGAACAUGCUGCUGCUGUCCGAUGCCCACUGCUGCCAGCGGCUGCUGGAGCUCUCCUGGAGGAUGGCCUUGGCCAACUUCACCUCCCUCUGCAAGACUGAAGAUUUCCUCCGACUGCCCAAGGACAAACUGCUGGAGCUGGUGGAGAGCGAAGAGCUGGAGGUAGAGGAUGAGACCUUGGUCUACGAAGCUGUCAUAGGUUGGAUCCGCUACGAUUUACCCCAACGCCACGGGGAUCUUCCUGAGCUGCUCCGCUCCGUCCGCCUGGCGCUGCUGCCAGAGUCCUACCUGAGGAAAGAAGUGGCCUGUGAGAAGCUGGUGACCAGCCACAAGCUGGGCGAGGAGAUCGUGGCCGACGCCGUCCGAUGCAAAAUGAAGAUCCUGCAGAACGACGGCCUGGUGACUGGGUGCUGUGCCAGACCCCGCAAAGUCAGCCAGGCCCUGCUGCUGCUGGGUGGUCAGACCUUCAUGUGUGACAAGAUUUAUGUGCUGGAUCACAAAACCAGCGAGAUCAUUCCCCGGGCUGACAUCCCCAGCCCUCGCAAAGAGUGCAGCGCCUGCGCCAUCGGCUGCAAGGUGUACAUCACUGGGGGGAAAGGCUCCGAGAAUGGGGCUUCCAAAGACGUUUGGGUUUAUGACACCCUCCACGACGAGUGGGCCAAAGCUGCUCCCAUGCUGGUGGCAAGGUUUGGCCAUGGCUCAGCGGAGCUGGACCACUGUCUGUACGUGGUAGGAGGUCACACGGCCGUCAGCGGUGCCUUCCCGGCCUCUCCCUCCGUCUCCCUCAAGCAAGUGGAACACUACGACCCGCAGCUGGACAAAUGGUCCUUGGUGGCUCCUCUCCGAGAAGGCGUCAGCAACGCCGCCGUGGUGGGUGCCAAGAUGAAGCUGUUUGUUUUUGGUGGCACCAGCGCCAACCAGGAGAAGCUGCCCAAGGUGCAGUGCUUUGAUCCCGGGCAGAACCGCUGGACGGUGCCCACCAGCUGUCCCCAACCCUGGCGGUACACGGCCGCCACCGUGGUGGGCGACCACGUCAUGGUCAUCGGGGGGGACACGGAGUUCUCCGCCAGCUCCGCUUACCGCUUCCACAGUGACACCUACCAGUGGUCCAAAUUUGGGGACGUCACCGCCAAGCGCAUCAGCUGCCGUGCUGUCACCUCGGGCAACAGGCUCUACGUGGUGGGAGGCUACUGCGGGGCUCAGCGCUGCAAAACCCUGGACUGCUACGACCCCUCCUCUGACACCUGGCGCAGCGUCACCACCGUCCCCUACUCCCUCAUCCCCUCUGCCUUCGUCAGCACCUGGAAGUACCUUUCUGCUUGAGUCACCUGAAGAACCUGGAAGGGUUCUCACCAGAUUUUGCCUUUACUGAGGAACCAGAGACAAGACAUGGGAGCUUCUCCUCCUCCUCCCAGCAAGCCUGGGACCUGUCCUGGAUGCCAGCUCUCAUGUGGAUUGUGGUGGCACCAACACAGCUUUGAACCCUUCUGCAAAGCCCCAUUGUUCAGAGCAGGGAGGGAACAUGCACAGAGGGACCUCCUCGGGCUGGCAGCUUCUGCUGUCCCUUCAGACAGCAAAAGGUUUCCAAGUUUUCAUCUAAGUUGUGAGAUCUCAGAGCAGGAAACAGAGGAACUUUCUGAAAACAAUUUUUUUUUUCUUUUUUUACUUCUUACAUUGAGUAUUUUGUUUUAAGUGGUAUUUACUGAGAAGGACAGAGGACACUCCAAUGGAACUGGCAGCAGGCUCUGGACCAUGCUGGUGCCUGCUGGGAUGUGGAAUGCAGGCAGCACCAGAGGCACUUCCCUGAAAUGUCUUAACACGUGACAGUACUUUGCCCAUGGGCUGGUUCUGUACCCUUUUUUUUUUAUUAUUCAGCAGUUGUGUGUGUUUAUUACUCAGCCUGGAGCUGCUUUAAUAAAUCUG
Molecule: messenger RNA, 2489 nt
Organism: Calypte anna (Anna's hummingbird)
Lineage: Eukaryota; Metazoa; Chordata; Aves; Apodiformes; Trochilidae
Product: ectoderm-neural cortex protein 1
Exons: 3
Coding region: 120-1889 (589 amino acids)
Molecular function (GO): protein binding
Source: RefSeq, a predicted model, not a curated record